CUGGAUUAUGAGUCGCGACAGAGGAAAAACCCAGAAAAGAGGAUAAAGAGACGCCGACCGCGACUCGCUAAAACUCGGCGCCGAUUUCAACGCCAAAUGUUUCUAUCAAAACCGCGGCAAGAGAAGAUGGGAAGACGAUCUUCGCGUUAAAACGAAAAAGAAAAGAAAAGAGAAGAAAAGCUUGGUUUUGCUGUUUUCGCCUUUUGUUAAAUCCGGCUUUCAUUUCUACGCGGAAGUUUCAGAGCUGAGAGUUCGGGUAUUUUGGAUUUCGAUGAUAUAACAAAUUUCAAUUUGCGACUGUAGUGGCAAUACUGUAAAUAUAAUGCAGAAUGAUGGGCCGGAAGGGAAAGGUGCUUUGGAUAGAGAAUCCGUCGUUUGCUCUGACAUCGAGAAGCAGGAGAAUUCAUCGCGGGAGGAGGAUGGAUGUGCGAGCUCAAGUGGGGAAUCUGUUGAUAAAGAUGUGUCGGCAGUGGCAGUGGCAUCGAUCGCCAUCGUGAUCUCCCGUGCGGAUGCGUGCGAUCAGUCCUCGGCAGUUUUGGAUGUGAUGGGGAAUGGUAGCAAGCUUACGGGCGGGCUGGAGAAGGAUGGGAGGGCUGAUGGAGUGGCGGCGAUGGCUCCCAAGAAAGGGUUUUUAGUGAGAAUCGAAAGUUAUCACGAACAAUGCAGAGUUUGUCAGCAACAAUCUGAAGAAACACUGAUGGAUCUUGGAUGCCAAUGUCGAGGUGAACUUGCAAAAGCACACCGGUCCUGCAUAGAGCUUUGGUUUCGUACUAGAGGUUCUAAUAAAUGUGAGAUCUGCCAGCAAGUAGCUGCAAAUGUUCCAAAUCAGGAGUCCCAGCCAACUUCAAGUUACUGGAUUUGGAGGGUUGACCCAGCCUUAGGAGGAUCUAAUUCUGUUGAGACAGAACAGGAAAGGGGUUGCUUUAGUCCGCUUUGGGUUGCGUUCUCAAUUCUUAUCGGGGGACUUCUAUUGGAUGUGCUGAUAUCUAUUUCUCUCGGUGUUUCUGCACUGCCUGUGAACAUCAUAAUUGGUAUCAUCUGUCCAUUGUGUACUUGUCGUGUUGGGAUUGGGAACUGCGCUUCGGCUAGCGCUGGAGUGCUGCCACGAGUGGAGUCUGAGGAGAUCGAUUCGAAGGGCAGAUACGGAUAUAAAUCCUGGGUACCAUCCAGCAGUGUAAAUACAUAAAUGGAUAUAAAAAUCGAAUACAAUUGUUUUAUUUGUUCCUUUCUCCACGUCCAAAAUACUCACCACCGCUUGAUGGGCGAUUGUUGUGAGGGUGCUGUUGUAAUGUUGGCGCUAUGUUUAUCUCU
Messenger RNA from Magnolia sinica, 1311 nucleotides. RefSeq lists its product as uncharacterized. Bases 323 to 1186 code for a protein of 287 amino acids. Lineage: Eukaryota; Viridiplantae; Streptophyta; Magnoliopsida; Magnoliales; Magnoliaceae. The transcript has 7 exons. Gene Ontology annotation, molecular function: zinc ion binding. The record is from RefSeq and is a predicted model, not a curated record.